CAAGGCUGGCACACCCCCACAUAAGUUUAAUUUCCAUCCUUGAAACUUCAUAACGAUUUGGUCAAACUAAUUACAGAACCCAGAUUAAGACAGCGGAAAGGAUCAAGAAGCUUAUAUUAGAGGCCACACCAUCAAGUUAGCAAAAAUAAAUAUAAGAUCAGAACACAUAAGUUGAGAUAAACAACAUUGGUGAGUAAAUAAAUACCAUAGACUAUAAAGGGGGUAACAUAAUGUACACAACUAGACCUUUAUCUCUGUACAAGAAUUCUCCGGAAGCCAUAUCAGUACCUCCAGAGGGUCCGAAUUCGGGUUACUUGGUACUUCAAGAUGAAGAUUCAACACCUACUUGCUGUUUCGGGCUGUGCAACAACCCAGCUAUCAAAGAUCUUCCGUUCCCUCAAAACAGGCGUCUCUCCAUUCAAUACACCACGUCCAAUGGUGAAAGUAGCAGCACCAGCUAUGAUGAAGUAUACUUGAUUCCUGUCAUUAAUCACCCACUCUCAUCCAAUCGAUAUUAUGCAAUCAAAGCAGAUGGGAGGCGGAAAGGUGAAGCAUAUGCAAGCUCAAAAGAAGAAGACAAGGCCACCUGCUGUUUCUGCAUCCCAUACAUUAAAGAUGAAAAACCAAGAUCCUUUGAUCCAGCGGACAUUUAUCAGCAAUUUGAGUUCUCUACAACUAAAACAUGCCUUAACAGCAACAUGCUCUUAGCUAAAUCCAUAGCAUCUGAUGGCCACCCUCCAUAUUUUUUACGCAGAAAAGGAUGGACGAUAAGUGGCAAGUCUCUAAAGAAUUCUGAGCUGAAAGAAGCUCGAGGUAUUGACUCCUCUCUUCGAGCACAUCUUCCAGACUUCAAUUUUCCGGCAUCACAAGAAUGUUCCAAGUCUGUAAUUGUUGGUAAGUGGUGUUGCCCUUUUAUGUUCAUCAAAGAAGGCAGGGAGAAAGAUCAAAUCAAGUACUCUGUGUUCUAUGAGAUGACACUUGAGCAACGAUGGGAGCGUAUAUUCACUGCUGACAGGAACUACAGUCAUGGAAAGGUAGUAAACGUCGAUGUGGUUGUUCCGGCGGAAAUGGCUGAGAUUGCAGGUCAAGAAGCUGUCCAAGAAGAAGGAAAUAACAAUAAUGGGGUGGUCUGGUUCAAUGUAAGAGGAACAGAAGAACGCGUGGGGAUAAGCUCACUGAUUAUAGAAAGAAUGAUGUGGGAAGAAGGAAGAGUUGGCUGGUUCAGAGGGAAAGAGAAGCAGGUUAAGGUGAUUAAAGAUGAGGAAUAUGCAGGUGUAGGAGAUUGGAGAAGUUUUGGUUGUUAUUUGCUUGUCGAAACUUUUGUUUUGAAAAGGAAUGAUGGGAGCAUCCUAUUUACAUAUGAUUUCAAGCACACUCAUCAGAUAAGAAGUAAAUGGGAGUGAUAUCAGUAAGUUGUGCUUUUCUAUGGAGAUGUCAAAAUUCAAAACUUUGUUCCUGUCUUGGGUUUAGAAGAUAAAACAGUUGUAAUAUAUAUAUUCUUGCUGCUUCAAAAAUUUAUAUUUGUGUGUGUAAUAGCUAGAUCAUAUAUUUAAAAUUGCUUUGUAUUGUGUUAUAGUUAGUUUGAAUAUCGGCUUAAUAAGCCUUCACCACAUUUGCAACA
Beta vulgaris subsp. vulgaris (sugar beet) is the source of this 1621-nucleotide messenger RNA. RefSeq lists its product as hypothetical. Lineage: Eukaryota; Viridiplantae; Streptophyta; Magnoliopsida; Caryophyllales; Amaranthaceae. The record is from RefSeq and is a predicted model, not a curated record. The transcript is spliced from 2 exons. The coding region runs from base 231 to 1403 and encodes 390 amino acids.